CAACACUUUACGAAUAGUUCUAAAAUGGCGGAUAUCUCACCUGAGCGAAAAAGGAGUAAAACUUCUCGUGAGAAAAUGAAAGAAAAACACUGACAUCAUGAAAGAAAUCUUCGUCAAUAGACAGGUCGGCCGGAAGCCUAUUUUACAGAUCAGUCAGAAGAGUCAUAAGAGGGUGAAAAAAGAAACUGACAAGGAUGGUAAAGAAAAAAAAGUGCCAAAAAAAAUUGAACCAAAUAUGAACUUGUCUGGAAAGCUGAAUGAGGAUACAAACAUGUAUAAAGGUGUUGUUAUAAAAUAUAAUGAACCAGAAGAAGCUAGAAAACCAAAGAAGAGGUGGCGACUAUAUCCGUUCAAAGGUGACCAGGCCCUUCCAUUUAUACCCAUUCAUAGACAGAGUGCAUAUUUAUUGGGACGUUCUAGAUUAAUCGCAGACAUUCCCAUCGACCAUCCUUCGUGCUCUAAGCAGCAUGCUGUGCUUCAGUUUCGUCUGGUGGAAUACGAAAGAGACGACGGUACGACGGGUAAACACGUCCGUCCUUACAUAAUUGAUCUGGAAUCUGCAAACGGAACAUUUGUAAACAACAAUCAAAUAGAACCCCGUAGAUAUGUAGAACUGUUAGAAAAAGAUGUGUUGAAAUUUGGAUACAGCACUCGCGAGUACGUCAUUAUUCAUGAAGAUUCCAAAGAGGACGAACUAGAAGAGGAAGAAGAAUUGAUGUCGGAUAAAUGAGAUUGUACAAAAAAUUAUAUUUAAAUAUCUCUUUAUAAGUUCUUAAAAGUUCUGUUUACAAUCAUCACUAAUUUUGAGAAAAAAUAUAUAUAUUUUAGUUGAUAUGACAUCACAAAUAUACAAGUAAAACAUGGAAACUGUAAAUAUGAUCAUCAAGAUGUUGAGAAGUCACGUAAAUUUGUUAUUCUCAUUUAUGUCAAAUAAAAGUGUUUUAAAUACUUAAA
Centruroides sculpturatus (bark scorpion) is the source of this 954-nucleotide messenger RNA. Its product is annotated as smad nuclear-interacting protein 1-like. Gene Ontology annotation, molecular function: protein binding; mRNA binding. The record is from RefSeq and is a predicted model, not a curated record. The coding region runs from base 98 to 730 and encodes 210 amino acids. Gene Ontology annotation, cellular component: nucleus. Gene Ontology annotation, biological process: miRNA processing. Lineage: Eukaryota; Metazoa; Arthropoda; Arachnida; Scorpiones; Buthidae. The transcript has 3 exons.